Durusdinium trenchii is the source of this 1677-nucleotide messenger RNA. NCBI's taxonomy places the organism in Eukaryota, Dinophyceae, Suessiales, Symbiodiniaceae. The record is from the annotation of a GenBank genome assembly.
AUGGGGAUUUCUUGGAAUGUGAAGCUUAGCAACUAUGACUAUCGAGCACCUUCUGGAGAAGUGGUUCCCAUGACUUAUGUUUCCCCUAUAUCUUUGCUGCAAUACCUCUUGGAGAAACACGUGGAUGUGUUGGUUGGAGGCUUGCAGUGUCCCCAAGAAAGGGCGCAACACCUUGAUGCUUUUUGGCAGGGUUUCAGGCUGCAUCAUGGCGACCAUAUGGUGUUUGAGGAGCAUGGCGGUUCCCUGUCGAGAGUGAUCCCAUUGUGCUGGCAUGGAGAUGAGGGGAGAGGCAAGCGACGAGGGAAUACAGUUGUCGUUUCGCUGGAAUCGCCGAUAGGCAUUCAAACUGCGCUACAGAAAAAAAGGAAACAUACUGAUACUGCUGGAUGCGGGUGUGGGUGCAACCCUCCGGACUCUAUGAAGCAGAAGUACCACAGAGAACACAAAGAGAUGCACGCUCGCACUUUGUCUGCCUUGGAUUGUCAGUGGACGAACAUGAAAGGUCACAGUUUUCUUCAGCACUUUGCGCUCUUCAUCAUUCCCAGUGUGGUGCACCAUGCACACCCACAGGUGCUGCCUGAGAUGUUGAAGCUGAUAUCUCUUGACUUCAAACGGCUCUUCUUUGAGGGCUUGACCAUUGGAGGUAAGCAGUUCUGCUUUGCUCUGAUCGCAGCCAAAGGAGAUUUGAAGUGGUUUUGCAAGAUCGCUUUGGAACGGUCAUUUCAAAAUCAGGGCAGGGUCCGUGACAGACCUUGUUGCCAUGAGUGCAUGGGUGGCUCAGGAGCUCUUACAUGGGAAGACUUGAGCGAGAAUCCUGUUUGGGCAAAUUCAAGAUAUACGCAGCGACCUUGGUCAGUGCCUCCUUGUGUGAUUGAAGUGCCGUUCUGUCGGAGAGCGCCUGAAAAACAGUUCAAGAGAGAUCCAUUCCAUUGUGCCAAAGUUGGCAUCUAUCGGGAUCUAGCUGGCAGCUGUAUUUGUUGGCUUGUCGCCAAGCAGUACUACGGCAAUGCUGGGGACUUUUCAGCCAAGCUGGAAACAUGCCACGGGAUUUUUAGAUUGUACUGCACUACGGUUGGCCGCACAGCUGCUUUGCGCUCAUUCAGCCGCGCCCUUUUCAUGUACCCACGGUUUAGUGCAUACCCGUGGGCAAACACGAAGGGCAGUGACACCAUGGUUUUGCUGUCCUUCAUUGCUGUUCAGUGCGCUGGCUUCAUCAAUGCUCCGCUCAAUCCAGCUCAUGUUGUUGACUUGAAGCUGAUGCGCCAGACCUGCUUGGCUGCAGUUGACUACUUCUCUGUCCUCAAUCACCAUGGUUUGUGGCUCCGGAGGCCGUGUGCAAUGGCUGCGCAGGUUGAGCUGACAAAAUUUGUUGUUGGCUACGGGAUGCUAGCAAGCAGGUGCUUGAACGACCAAUUCAAUGGUUGGGCUGUGAAGCCCAAGCUCCAUCUCAUGAAGCACGCUCAUCUUGAAAUGCAUGAGUGGCUGGCAGCAGGUUUGGAGACUCUGCCAAAUUACAACGUGCACAACUGCGAGCAAAACGAAGAUUACAUAGGACGAGUGUGUCGCCUGUCCAGGCGACUUGACAGUCGGAGGAUUGGGCAACGUGUCCUUGAGUGUUGUUUCAUGAAAUCUCGUUUGAUGCAUCAACGCUUUGUAAAGGAGAACCAAUUGGAUUGA